Messenger RNA from Geodia barretti, 879 nucleotides. The record is from the annotation of a GenBank genome assembly. Lineage: Eukaryota; Metazoa; Porifera; Demospongiae; Tetractinellida; Geodiidae.
AUGCCAGAUUGGGACUUCACACACCGCACGGCACGGGUCAACGGAGUGAAUAUUCAUUACGUUAUCGAAGGUGAUGGUUACCCGGUUGUGCUGCUUCACGGGUGGCCAGAGAUGUGGUUCUCCUGGCGCAAGCAGAUUCCGGUACUGUCGCAGAAUUACCAGGUAAUUGUUCCCGAUAUGCGGGGAUUCGGCGCGUCUGAAAAGCCGCUGCAAGACUACCGAACCCGUACGGCGGCUACCGACAUUUACGAGUUGGUGCGACAUUUGGGACACGACAAAGUUGCAAUUGUUGGACACGAUAUCGGCGUGCGGGUGUCCUACCGAUACUGUCUCGACCAUGAAGCGGAAGUCGACCGUCUCGCAUUGCUGGACGGUACGCAUCCGCUGGAGCAGCUGGAACUACAAACGCCGCAGGGCGUGCGGGAAAGGUGGCACUCGUACUUCCACCAGAUACCCGACCUGCCCGAACAUCUCGUGCGGGGAAAUGAAGAAGCGUACCUGCGUUACUUCUACCGGAACUGGUCGGUCAACCAGGCAAUGAUGUCUGAUGAAGAAGUUGCGGUCUAUGCCAGGGCGUAUUCGCAGCCCGGUGCAUUGCGCGGCGGUUUUUCGUAUUACCGGGCAGCGGCCUACGAAGAUCCGCCAGACUGGCGAGCCGAUGCCGAACGAGUGCUCAGCAUUCCGCUCCUGUACCUUUGGGGAGAGCGCCGGCAACGCACGGCAACGGCAGGCGGUAUGGAUCCGGAGGCAUCGUGGCAAAAGGCAGCGACUAACCUGCGCACCCAGUUUGUACCCGGGGCAGGUCACUUUCUUCACGAGGAAAAACCGGACGCGGUAAACGCAGCGCUGUUGUCAUUCCUGGGCGAAAUCGGGAACUAA